AUGGAAGGGCUGGAUAUUCCGAAAGAGACUCUUUGGAGAAGAAUUAUCUACUGGAUCUCCUGGGUUGGAUUAAAACUUAAAGCAGAAAAAAAAUGGAACAAUGUAGAUGAUGCAGUGCUGUUGGAUCUCGGGGUUCACAUUAAACACAAGUUAAGGACAGAAGUGAAACUGGUUGAAUGGAAGAAACCGAGAGUUGGCUGGGUCAAGCUCAACACAGAUGGAUGCAGUCUGGGCAAUCCAGGAAGAUCGGGAAUAGGUGGAGUAAUACGGGAUGACCAAGGGAAUCUUAGGCUGGCAUAUGCGCAGCAAAUACCUGAAGGAACUAAUAAUAACGCGGAAUUAAUCUCUCUUCUGCAUGGGCUUCGGAAUUGUAGAGAAAUGGGGUUACAAUUGGUAGAAGUGGAAAUGGACUCAAACAUUUUAGUCAAUCGGCUGCGGAAAAGAAAUUGUGGUAUUUGGUACCUAGAAGAUUUUUGGGAGGAGAUAAUGCAAUUGUUAAGUUCAACAAGGUACACAGUGAAUCAUAUUUAUAGAGAAGGAAAUGGUUUGGCCGAUAGCCUAGCUAAGUUGGGAGCGGCUGGAAGCUUAUCUUGUUGGAGAAACUCGGUGGAACUGCCAACACAAGUAAAAGGGAUUUAUCGUGUAGAUAAGGCGGGCUUACCGGCUUUAAGAUUUUGUUAG
Messenger RNA from Juglans regia (Persian walnut), 681 nucleotides. RefSeq names its product 14.7 kDa ribonuclease H-like protein. The record is from RefSeq and is a predicted model, not a curated record. Lineage: Eukaryota; Viridiplantae; Streptophyta; Magnoliopsida; Fagales; Juglandaceae. Bases 1 to 681 code for a protein of 226 amino acids. The transcript has a single exon. Gene Ontology annotation, molecular function: RNA-DNA hybrid ribonuclease activity; nucleic acid binding.